AGGAAAAACAGGCACGCAUGUAUGGUGGAGAACAGAGAGACAGGGUUGAAGAGAUUUGCAGAGGGACAUGUGAAAGAGAUAGGGAAAGAAGAUAAAUAUAUGUACAUCGGCAAAGGAAAGUCAAAGGAAAAGGCCUAAAGGAUCCCUGUUCAACACUGGAUUUACCACAGAAGACCAACAUGUGGGCCACAAAUUUUCACUUAAUUUUGAAGCUGAUAAAGCAACCUGGUGCACCUUGAUCAUGGCCCAAAGCAAAUGGAUGAUUUGACCAUCCCGGCAUACGGUAUAUAGACAUUUUGAACACAAUCAAUUUAUUGUAUCUGCAUUUGAGGAAAACGUGGAGAAACAAACUGAAAGAACUCUAAAAGACAGGUUUUGAUCUUCACUGGGUCACUAUGCAGGAUGACUCACAUGAUUACUUUGAGAUGAACACCAAUAUUCCUGAGGACUUCUCACAUGAAAAAUUGGAUAUAAACCAAAUUGGAACACAGAGUAACAAUGAAGAUACACAGAAAGACAAUAAUUUUUCCCAAAAUGUGACUAAACAACCCAAUGGCAGUGGAUUCAGACAGCCCAACACUGAGCUAGGAAUUACUAAGAAGGAGAAAACGGAAGAACCUCUUCAAGCAUGCAUAUCCUUGAGGACAUCCAAUGCAACCCCAAACAGCCUCAUAUACCCAUCACUUUCUGAAGUCAGUGUGGAAGACAGAAAUAUCAAUAGGGUAGGGAACUCCUUGCAAUGCUGCAGAACUGAUCAUGAUUGUUCAGAAGCAGAGCCAGAGCUCAUGGGAGUCCCUGAGCAUCAGAGUUGGAGAAUUCGGCAUAAUGCAGCCACAGGUGCACGUCGCUGUUACAAAGCAGUGCGGCUAGGAUUUCUGCAGUGCCUGGAGGACACCCCGUUUGUGGUACCAGGCCUGGUAUUGACCAUCUUGUUUUGUGUGACCAUCAUCGUCGUCAUUGCUGCUACUGGCAGACAAUUUGCUGGUCAUGUAGGAGCAUUAGCAGUGGUGAGCGUUGUGCUCUGUCUUUGUGUCCCACUGUUGGUGUGUUUGCCAUGCCUGCCCACCUUGCGCAGGUGUGAACAGAUGCUUGCGCUCUCCAUCUGGUUCACACUAUUCAUCACUGCCAUUGUCUUCAUCUUCACCGACGAAGUCGUCACAGCAUGGGAACAAGUGCCAUUUUUUCUCUUUCUCUCUCUAUCAGUAUACACAAUCUUGCCUCUUACUCUUUGGUGGGCUGUGAUCUUUGGUAUAGGAGCCAGUGUGUGUCACAUUAUCAUCAUCAGUGUCAUUGUGUCUGUCAGCCACCCUAGGCGACGUGACGUGACAGUGCAACUGGUAGCAAAUGCAGUGCUGUUUAUAUGUAUAAAUUGUGUGGGAUUUUUUCAUCUCUGGCUUACUGAGAACGCACGCAGAAAGUCCACCAUGAACCGAGAAACCUUUAGCUACAACCGUUCCAAACGAGCUACACAGAAGCGUGAUCAGGAACACCUCCUCCUGUCUGUGCUACCACGAUACAUUGCCAUGGAGCUCAAAGGGGAGGUUGUCAAAGGACUUUCGAGAACAUUCACAGGCACUGACAAUAAGCCAAACUUCCAUAACUUGUAUGUCAAGCAGCACAAGGACGUCAGCAUUCUGUAUGCAGACAUUGUAGGUUUCACCAGCCUUGCCAGCACCUGCACUCCUGAGGAACUUGUUGUUGUACUUAAUAAACUCUUUGGCAAGUUUGAUGACAUUGCCAAGGAAAAUGAGUGUCUGCGUAUCAAGAUUCUGGGUGACUGCUACUACUGCGUUUCAGGCCUUCCAGAUCCGAUCCCUCACCACGCACGCAACUGUGUACAGAUGGGACUGGAUAUGUGCACUGCCAUAAAUAAGUUGAGGGAGGCGACAGGUGUGGACAUCAGCAUGAGGGUUGGCGUGCACUCAGGAAACGUGCUUUGUGGGGUAAUUGGCUUGCUCAAGUGGCAGUAUGACGUCUGGUCAAAUGACGUAACUCUAGCCAAUCGCAUGGAGUCUGGAGGUGUUCCAGGAAGGGUUCACAUUACAGAAGAGACCCUUGGAAACUUAGGUGGGGCAUACCAAGUUGAGGAGGGGAACGGAUCCAGUCGGGAUUCUGCUUUGGAGGGCAGGAAGACGUACCUAGUGAUUGACCCUUACACACAGAACAACCCUGAUACAAAACCAAAGACCAACAGCCUGCCGAUAAGUGCUCGAUCAAAGCAGAGGGCUUCAGUGAGAAUGUCUCAGUAUCUACAGUCCUGGAAAAGCAUCAACCCCUUUUCAGAGCUCAACCGACCAAAAGACUCAAUCGCUACCCCACUAAACCCAUCAAGUGACCUCAGUCGGUCAGAAGGGGACACAGAAUCAGCAAACCAUCUGCCAAAUACUUACUACCAAGAAAACAGGCAUUCAUUUGUGUCAGAAAUGGGGUCAGUGGAGUCGCUGGACCCACUAGAUGUUUCUGGAUCAAAAAUGAAGAAACUCAACUGGUUGACACUGCUUUUCCGUGAUAUCAAUAUGGAGAAGCAGUACCGGCUGAGUGAGGUAAAGGAUAGCUAUCGGUCUGCAGCCUGUCUGGCGUUAAUCUUCAUUGCCAUAUUUACUGUACAGAUGCUUACGUCACAAAAAAAUGCACCUCUUGCAAUAUCAUAUGGAGUCACCUUUCCUGUCCAAUUGCUGAUACUGCUGGUGAUCAGCAUGGGAUUCCUAAAGCAGUGGAGCUCUAAGAUUCCACCUAGUAUACAAUGGUUGUCAUUAAUGUCUUAUGGAGCAGCCACCAAGGCAGUGCUGAGACUACUCCUGGUCUUCACCUGCCUCUUCAUCACACUACUCAUGGCCAUCUUGAACCUAGAGUUCAUUCCAGGUGAUAACUGCCUAAACUUCACCAACAGUGCCAUCACAUUGGAUAAUCUAAACCUCUAUUCUGUACCGUAUUACCUGUAUUGCUGUUUACUGGCGAUGCUGGGGGUGGUGGUGUUUGUACGAGUGUGUUUUUCUGUUAAACUCUUUCUCCUCACACUUGCACUUGUUGUCUACCUUGCUCUCUUCCUGUACGUGUAUGCACCACGUUCUGACUGCUAUGUACUACAACUCUACAACAAUUCCAACAAACCUGGAGUUCUCAUGGAGCCCAAGAUCAUGUCAGGCAUUUGGCUCUGCAUUUUCUACAUCACUUCUCUAAUACUUGCCCGACAGGACGAGCUGGCCUGUCGAGUGGAGUUUCUUCUACAGAGGUGUUUUGAGAAAGAGCGUGAAGAGAUGGAGAUGACGGAAAAUGUCAACAAGCUCCUCCUCGAAAAUCUGCUUCCUUGUCAUGUUACCAACUUCUUUAUUGGCAAAAGUGUCCCCAACCAGGACUUGUACAGUCAGUCUUGUGAAGCUGUGUGUGUGAUGUUUGCCUCAGUGCCUGAGUUUAAGGAAUUCUACACAGAGAGCAGUGUAAAUGGAGAUGGCUUGGAGUGUCUGAGGUUCCUCAAUGAAAUCAUCACAGAUUUUGAUGAGCUCCUCAGCAAGCCCAAAUUCAAUGUAGUUGAGAAAAUUAAAACUAUUGGCACCACGUACAUGGCUGCUGCUGGACUGACCAAUCCCACCACAGGAGAGGAGCGAAAGGACAAUGAUGCAUGCAAACAUAAUGUGCGGAGUAUGGUGGAUUUUGCCAUGGCUUUGAUGGGAAGACUGGAAAACAUCAAUAGACACUCAUUCAACAACUUCAAACUCAGAAUAGGAAUAAACCAUGGCCCUGUCAUUGCUGGGGUAAUUGGAGCUCAUAAACCUCAGUAUGAUAUCUGGGGCAAUGCUGUGAAUGUUGCCAGUAGAAUGGACAGCACUGGUGUACUGAAUAAAAUACAGGCGACUGAAGAAACUGCGCAGGUGGCUGAGAGCAUAGGCUUCGUGGCGACCAAGAGAGGCAUUGUUAACGUGAAAGGCAAAGGACAGCUUACCACUUACUUCAUCAACACUGAGCCAGUACAGCACCCGUAACUGAUAGCAAGAAUACAGUACACACACUGUACCGUAUGGAUAUCUCUCAAAAACCCAUCUGUGAAGUCUACCUACCUAAUUAUGUGGUUGAUAAUACUGUACUGUAUGUCUGUAUCACCAGUCGUUGAUUUUUUUUUUUUUACUGUAUAGGAAAUGACUGAUAAAUAAGACAUGAAUUUCAGGCAGAAAUGUGCAAGAUUUUGUAUCUUGCAGUAUCUCAUUCAGUCCUCCACUAAAUAUCACUUUACCACAGCGAAGGGAGAAUAAGAAAUUCCUGUACAGUCAAUGCUGCACUUAUAUGUUUACAAGCCCUGUGGCUUAGCACAUUUGCCAAGUGCACUUACCUAAUAUUAUAUUAGAAUAUGGAAUUUUGUCGGAUGUUUUCAUUCAUGCCUUUGUUUAAAAUAUUUAUUUAUAAAAGACUGUUGUAUGUACCUUCCUACAUGCAUUCACUAGUUUUCUAUUCGUUAUUAAAAUUCAUAAAUGUAA
Messenger RNA from Neoarius graeffei (lesser salmon catfish), 4469 nucleotides. RefSeq names its product adenylate cyclase type 4-like. Gene Ontology annotation, cellular component: plasma membrane. NCBI's taxonomy places the organism in Eukaryota, Metazoa, Chordata, Actinopteri, Siluriformes, Ariidae. Gene Ontology annotation, molecular function: adenylate cyclase activity. The record is from RefSeq and is a predicted model, not a curated record. The transcript has 26 exons. Gene Ontology annotation, biological process: adenylate cyclase-activating G protein-coupled receptor signaling pathway; intracellular signal transduction; cAMP biosynthetic process. Bases 396 to 3980 code for a protein of 1194 amino acids.